AUGCGGGUUGAUGUAUCAGGUGCAGAUUCUGAUGCCUCCAUGACGGCCUUCUGCCUCAUCGCCAUGCAGGAGUCUCGCUCCCGAUGCGCUGCCUCUGUUAAUAGUCUGCCGGCCAGUGUAGACAAAGCAGUGUCCUAUCUGGAGAGGCGCCUGCCCCGCCUCACCAACCCGUAUGCUGUUGCCAUAACAUCUUACGCCCUGGCCAAUGAAAACAGACUGAACAAGGACGUCCUCUACAAGUUUGCUUCCCAAGGUGAAGCACCGUAG
Molecule: messenger RNA, 267 nt
Organism: Etheostoma cragini (Arkansas darter)
Lineage: Eukaryota; Metazoa; Chordata; Actinopteri; Perciformes; Percidae
Product: complement C3-like
Exons: 3
Coding region: 1-267 (88 amino acids)
Source: RefSeq, a predicted model, not a curated record